This is a messenger RNA of Didymodactylos carnosus, 888 nucleotides long. Lineage: Eukaryota; Metazoa; Rotifera; Eurotatoria; Philodinida; Philodinidae. The record is from the annotation of a GenBank genome assembly.
AUGGCAACAAGUGAAAUAAAAAAACAGUUAAUUGAAAUUGGCCCUGGAUUCUGGAAUAUUCGUGGACAUUUUAAAAAAUUAGCCGGUUUAGUUGAUAUUGAAACACAAAUGUCAAUCAUACGUUUAAAAAAUGGUAAUUUCAUUAUCAUAGAUACAAUUCCAAUAGAUCAAGGAUUAAAAAUAGAAAUUGAUGAACUAACAUCAUAUGGUGAUCGAAUUGAAGCUGUUCUUGCUACACAUCCAUUUCAUACAUUAGCAUUUCCAGCAUUUUAUCAGUUAUAUCCCAAACCACCAUAUUAUGGUACACCACGGCAUCUUAGAAAGUUAACCGACAUAAAAUGGUUUGGAAACCUAAUAGAUCUACAAAUAAGAGAAAAAUGGGAACCGGAUAUUGAAAUGAGAAUACCUGCUGGUGCUGAAUUUAUUGCUCCAGAGCCAGAAAAAUCGAAUCAUUUUGUAAGUGUAUUUGUUUAUCAUGGCCCCAGUCAUACAUUACACGUUGACGAUACAAUUAUGUAUUCACCAAAUCCUAGUUUUCUGUUAAAAGUAGCUGGUUAUAAACAUGGAUCAAUGAUUUUUCAACCAGCUAUCAAAAAUCAUGGUCUAUAUCCAACAGCUGAUGCACCAUAUCACUUUCGUGAUUGGAUGCGUAAGAUACUAAAUGAUUGGAAUUUUGAUAAUAUAUGUUGUGCACAUAUGGGUAUUAAAAUAGGUGGUGCUAAACAACAAGUACAAGAUAUGUUAAAUAAAGCUGAACCAUUAUUUCAAAAAUUAAGUGAAAAAAAUCAAAAACAUAAUCCACAGGGUGAUUUAAAAGUAAAACAGAAACAUGAUGAUAAAGAAGAACAACAUGAUGGUAUGAAUAUAAGUGGAAAUGAAUGUGGUUGA